AUGGGAACUAAGGCCGAGGAAGCGGGAACAAUCGCGCUUUCAUCUGAGACAUUGAUAAAAGCAAAAAGCAUGAAUGGAUCCAUGGACCCAGGGCGGGUAGGGUUCUCCGAAGACCUAAGAAUAUUAAUAUACAUCGGGGAUAUUAUUAUCACUGAUCAGGGACCGGAUGCAGGGUUUUCCGGCGAGGAGCGGGCCAAGCUGGGGCUCGUCAGGGACAAGAACCGAGCCCCGCUUAUGUAUGGGGUUCGGCAGCAGGUCCAGAACUUUGAAAACUGGAAAGGCAAAGGGGAAGAGGAGGUCGUGCCCGAUGUGGAAUGGUAUGAUAUGUACGAGCAUGCAACCUGUGAUGUCUCUUCGUGUCCGUAUGACUGA
Messenger RNA from Penicillium verhagenii, 372 nucleotides. RefSeq lists its product as uncharacterized. NCBI's taxonomy places the organism in Eukaryota, Fungi, Ascomycota, Eurotiomycetes, Eurotiales, Aspergillaceae. The record is from RefSeq and is a predicted model, not a curated record. The coding region runs from base 1 to 372 and encodes 123 amino acids. The transcript has a single exon.